This is a messenger RNA of Castor canadensis (American beaver), 1158 nucleotides long. Lineage: Eukaryota; Metazoa; Chordata; Mammalia; Rodentia; Castoridae. The record is from RefSeq and is a predicted model, not a curated record.
AUGGGAAGUGACGCGGAAGUCACCGGUUUUACCAGCUGUUCCACUGCCGGUGGAAAUGAUCUUCACUGGCUAGCAUGUGCCUUAUAUGUGGCUUGCAGAAAAUCUGUCCCAACUGUGAGCAAAGGGACUGUUGAAGGAAACUAUGUAUCUUUAACUAACCUGAGAUGUUCAGAACAGAGCUUAAUUGAAUUUUUUAACAAGAUGAAGAAGUGGGAAGACAUGGCAAAUCUACCCCCACAUUUCAGAGAACGUACUGAGAGAUUAGAGCGAAAUUUCACUGUAUCUGCUGUAAUUUUUAAGAAUAUGAGCCCAUUUUUCAAGACAUAUUUAAAUAUCCCCAAGAGGAACAACUCGUCAACAAAGGGAAGAAAACAACGGCGGCAGCCCUGUACCGUGUCUGAAAUUUUCCAUUUCUGUUGGGUGCUAUUUAUAUAUGCAAAAGGUAAUUUCCCUAUGAUUAGUGAUGAUUUGGUCAACUCUUACCAUCUUCUGCUGUGUGCUUUAGACUUAGUUUAUGGAAAUGCAAUACAGUGUUCCAAUCGUAAAGAACUUGUGAACCCUAAUUUUAAAGGCCUGUCCGAAGAUUUUCAUGCUAAGGACUCUAAACCUUCCUCUGACCCACCUUGUGUCAUAGAGAAACUCUGUUCUUUACAUGAUGGCCUAGUUUUGGAAGCAAAGGGAAUAAAGGAACAUUUCUGGAAACCCUAUAUUAGGAAACUUUAUGAAAAAAAGCUCCUCAAAGGAAAAGAAGAAAAUCUUACUGGGUUUCUAGAACCUGGGAACUUUGGAGAGAGUUUUAAAGCCAUCAGUAAAGCCUAUGAGGAGUAUGUUUUAUCUGUUGGGAAUUUAGAUGAACGGAUAUUUCUCGGAGAGGAUGCUGAGGAGGAAAUUGGGACUCUCUCACGGUGUCUUUAUACUGGUUCAGGAACAGAGAGUGCAGAAAGAGUGCAGAUGAAAAACAUCUUGCAGCAACAUUUUGACAAGGUCAGUUGAGCCAAUUCCAGAUGAGUAGAAAUACAGGAGUAGAUGAAUUGAAGCUUCUGUCAUAUUUUCAUAAUCCUGUGUGUGUGUUUUAUUUGCUUGCCACAUGCAAAAGAAAACUCCCAUCAUACUCCUUUUAAUUGAAAAAGUUAUCUUAUUGAUUGCUUUUUGUUAAUA